AUGGAUUUCGAGGUUAAAGGAGUUGCUGCUUCUCCUAGGUGUCAAACUCAGUCAUUCUCUGGAAGAAAGAAGCCACGACAACAAGGAUGGACUUCCAAAUCCCGGGCAAUCCAGAAUUCUUGCCUCCCUGUGGUCCCACGACUUGAUUUGGGAAGCCUUGUUGACUCUGAUGAGGAGGAUGAUUUUUCAUGUAUUCCACUUAGUACAGCGCAUAUUUAUUUUGACCCACCAAAUUCGUCUUCUGCUCUUGAUUGGGUCACACCAUGUCAAAUACCAUAUACUCAGCAUCAUCUAAAUGAACUGGAGCAGGACAUUAUACCUGAAGAUUUGCCAGCACCAACAGGCAAAUAUAGGCUAAAAUAUCAGCAAUACAAAACUGAAAUGAAAGAGGCAUAUAAACAGUAUAGUCAGAGAAAUGCAGAAAGGACAAAAUCAAAUAUCACACAUCAAACAUCUCCAAGAGACAAGAUAGAAGACAAGUGUGCCCCAGGGGAAGCAGCAGUGACGGGUGACCUUACGACCCUGGACAGGAAAGCCCUCUUACAGCAGUGCUUCGCAGCCAGCCCUCGCCGCGUUCCGCAGAGUACCGGAAAAUCUGACGCUGAAAUUGUGGCCGCCGAGAAGAAGAAACAGAUUGUUGCAGAGCAAGUGAUGAUAGACCUCCUGUCCAGGAUAAGAACGCAUUCUACGUUAACUGAAAAUAUGCUUUCUCAUAAAGUGCAAUUUGAGGGUAGGAUCAUAUCAAGAAACAGCCGUGAUGCUUGCAGAGAGCUGGUCGGGUUCUUUUUUAUUCAUGACCAGUCCCUUACAAUUUAUGAAUAUCGGCAAUUUGGGAAAAAGAGAACAAAUGUGCUUCCUUUUAUUCAAAAAAACAUCUAUAGUCAUCAGCGUGGACGAAGAAAAGGAAAACAAUACCACCUUGGUGAUUUUUAUAUCGGUGCAAACUUGACAUUUUUAAGUUCUGAUCAUCCCAGACUUCCAGAAAGCAUAAAAGAAAACACACUACUUAUACUACGAAUCACAAAUGUUGAUCAGAAAGCUUUGGAAAUUCUCAGAACUAAUUCCGUGGGACAUGAGGGUGAUAUAACCAGUCAAGAAGCCAAUGAUAGGCUGAUCUUUCAAGCCAUUCAAGAUAAACUAAAAGAACAGCUACAUAAAAAAGGUGUCCGCAUUUUGACUGGAUUGGGAAAAUACUUUCGACAAUUGGACAAGGAAGGAAAUGGACUCUUAGCUAAAGCAGAUUUUAAGCAAGCUCUAAAAGUCUUUCACUUAGAAUUGUCUGAAGAGGAUUUUGAGUCUUCAUGGCUAAUUCUGAACGACAGUGGUGAUGGCAGGGUUGAUUAUGGAGAAUUCAGACGUGCUGUUAUAGGCGAAAUGAAUGAAUACAGGAAAUCAUUUGUCCGAAAGGCCUUUAUGAAAUUGGAUUUCAACAAAACAGGCAGUGUGCCUAUUAUAGACAUAAGAAAAUGUUAUUGUGCAAAGAAGCAUCCUCAAGUAAUUUCAGGUCAUUCCACAGAGGAAGAAAUCAAAUUAUCUUUUCUAGAAACACUAAAAGAUGCCUGCAGCAAGUCCGAUGAAGUGUCAUAUGGGGAAUUUGAAGAUUACUAUGAAGGUCUAAGUAUUGGAGUAGUAGAUGAUGAAGAUUAUGUUACUAUUUUACGUACUCCAUGGGGGAUUUAG
Molecule: messenger RNA, 1680 nt
Organism: Molossus molossus (Pallas's mastiff bat)
Lineage: Eukaryota; Metazoa; Chordata; Mammalia; Chiroptera; Molossidae
Gene: CAPS2
Product: calcyphosine 2
Exons: 16
Coding region: 1-1680 (559 amino acids)
Molecular function (GO): calcium ion binding
Source: RefSeq, a predicted model, not a curated record